UGCGAGUCUUGUGACAAAAAUAUAGUCAAAUAUGUUACUCUGUGCAGAUGUGCUGUUGGAUGAUUUUCUGGUUGCAGAAAAUCCACCUUAUCAGCCUGACAUUAAUUCUCCUGCAAUAACAUCUGAGAGAGCUCCACCAGUAACAAGUACCAAAGUGAAUCAAUCUAGUAUGAUUCCUUUUGAGACAACACCAACUUUGGAUGGUGGAGCAGAGAUUCUUUCAUCGAGUGGCAUGAGCAUGGACAAAAAUUCUAUGGAGAAACUGAGGGAGGCUUCUGCUGCUGAAGCAGAAGCAGCUAGUGCUGUCUGGCAAGCUGUGCAGGCUGCAUCUGCUGAAGAGACAUCUGUCUCGGAUGAAAACUCUCAAGCAACAGAAACAAUUUCAGAUGGUAGUGAUACUGAGGCAGAUGUUCGUCUUCAUCCAAGAGCCGUUGUAGUUGCUAAAGAGGCUGUCGGUAACCUGGGUGGGAUGGUAAGACAGUUAUCUUUGGAUCAGUUUGAGAAUGAGAGCAGACGAAUAAUUCCAUUGAACAAUGACCUUUCAUACCCUACUAAAAAGUUUGCCAGGCAGAAGCCUCCUCAGGGCUUACAUAAGAAGAUUAUUUACACAUUGCUCAGGCCUCGGAACUGGAAAGCUCCUCCAAAUAGGAGGUUCUUUCUGGAUUCUUAUGAAGUGGGUGAGCUCUGUUAUGCUGCUGAACAGAUCUUUAUGCAUGAGCCAACAGUUCUUCAGAGGUUAAGCAAAUAGAAUCAAAU
Molecule: messenger RNA, 756 nt
Organism: Juglans regia (Persian walnut)
Lineage: Eukaryota; Viridiplantae; Streptophyta; Magnoliopsida; Fagales; Juglandaceae
Product: serine/threonine-protein phosphatase BSL1-like
Exons: 4
Coding region: 32-748 (238 amino acids)
Source: RefSeq, a predicted model, not a curated record